AUGGACGUGGCACAGGCAGUUUCCGGCUACGUCUCUCGCAUAAUAUCCUCGGCCGACCCUUCAUCGACAACCCAGUCGGCGAAAAUGAAGGUUCUACUGCUGGACCGGGAGACAGUUCCUAUCGUGUCCACAGCUAUCACCCAGUCAGCGUUGCUGAACCAUGAGGUCUAUCUUAUCGACCGGAUCGACAACUCCAACAGAGAGAAAAUGCGCCAUCUCCGGUGUCUUUGCCUUCUUCGCCCGUCACCCGACUCGAUCCAGCUCCUAAUCGACGAGUUGCGAGAGCCUAAAUAUGGCGAGUACCACUUGUACUUCACCAACGUCGUCAAGAAGUCGUCUCUAGAGAGGCUCGCCGAGGCCGACGACCAUGAAGUCGUCAAGCUUGUUCAGGAACAUUUUGCCGACUUCAUUGUCAUCAAUCCCGAUCUGUUCUCUCUCGGUCUCGGCCUUCCCCACCAGCGUCUCUGGGGAAGCAACCCGGAAACUUGGAACCCCGACGCCCUUCAAAGAAGUGCUGACGGACUCGUCGCCGUCCUACUCGCCCUCAAAAAGAAGCCUUUGAUUAGGUACGCCAGGAACAGCCCUCUUACAAAAAAGCUGGCAACAGAGAUACGAUAUCGCAUCACACAGGAGGAACAGCUUUUUGACUUCAGGAAGGUGGACACACCUCCUAUUCUCCUCAUUCUUGACCGGCGCGAAGACCCAGCAACGCCCCUGCUCACCCAAUGGACCUAUCAAGCCAUGGUGCAUCAUCUACUCGGCAUCACCAAUGGCCGAGUUGAUCUCAGUGACGUGCCGGAUAUUCGUCCGGAGCUCAAGGAGAUCGUCUUGUCACAAGACCAGGACCCUUUCUUCAAGAAGAACAUGUACCUCAACUUUGGCGACCUAGGCGGUAACAUCAAGGAUUACGUCGAACAGUAUCAGUCCAAGACGCAGAACAGCGCUAACAUCGAAUCUAUCUCGGACAUGAAACGCUUCAUCGAAGAGUACCCCGAAUUUCGCAAACUCUCCGGAAACGUGAGCAAACACGUCACAUUGGUCUCAGAGCUGAGCAGGCGGGUCGGCGCCGAGAACCUGCUCGAGGUCAGCGAACUUGAGCAAAGUCUUGCGUGUAACGACAACCACGCAGCUGAUGUAAAGAACAUCCAAAAACUAAUUCAGUCACCCAGGGUGACGAGCGACAGCAAGGUUGCUCUCGUUGCUCUUUAUGCGCUGCGAUAUGAACGCAACCCUUCAAACGCACUUCCCAUGCUUGUUGAUCUCUUGGUAGCGGCUGGCGGUGUUUCGGUACGGCGAGCGGACCUUGUCGCCAAACUUGUGGCAUAUCAGUCCUCUCUACAGCAGUCUCAAGCUCAAACAGGCAUCACAGACAUCUUCGAGGGUGCCGGCAUCUUCGGAGGUGCCAGCAACCGGUUCAAGGGGCUCAAGGGCGUCGAGAACGUUUACACCCAGCACAGUCCCCUGCUUGAAAGCACUCUCCAGAACCUGAUUCGAGGAAGGCUCAAAGAGCAACAAUAUCCCUUCGUCGAAGGCGGGGGUACCACUCGAGAUAAGCCUCAAGAUAUCAUCAUCUUCAUGGUUGGGGGUGCGACGUAUGAGGAGGCCAAGACAGUUGCAACAAUCAACGCAAGCUCGCCUGGAGUGCGCUUGGUCCUUGGAGGUACAACGAUCCACAACUCGGCAACAUUUCUCGAGGAGGUCGAAGACGCCGUGUCAUCGUGGCCCGAGAGUCAAAAACCGGGGGCGAGGCGAUAG
Colletotrichum higginsianum IMI 349063 is the source of this 1755-nucleotide messenger RNA. RefSeq names its product Sec1 family protein. Gene Ontology annotation, cellular component: Golgi membrane. The coding region runs from base 1 to 1755 and encodes 584 amino acids. NCBI's taxonomy places the organism in Eukaryota, Fungi, Ascomycota, Sordariomycetes, Glomerellales, Glomerellaceae. The record is from RefSeq and is a predicted model, not a curated record. Gene Ontology annotation, biological process: intracellular protein transport; vesicle-mediated transport. The transcript is spliced from 2 exons.